This is a messenger RNA of Cuscuta europaea, 1575 nucleotides long. NCBI's taxonomy places the organism in Eukaryota, Viridiplantae, Streptophyta, Magnoliopsida, Solanales, Convolvulaceae. The record is from the annotation of a GenBank genome assembly.
UUCCUUCACCUCAUCAACAAAUAUGGUAGAAAGUGCUAUGUGUGGAUGGGACCACAGCCUGCUGUGUUCAUCUUGGAUCCGGAUUUAGUAAAGGAGGUUUUCAAUAAGCACCAUGUGUAUCAAAAGCCUCAGAGCAACCCGCUAGGAAAGAAGUUAAUUCAAGGACUAGUCAGCAUUGAGAAAGACGUAUGGGCAAAACACAGAAGAAUAAUCAAUCCUGCCUUCUACUCUGAGAAGCUUAAGUAUUCUGGUAUCAACAGCUUAUGCAACCAGCUUUCUUGCUAUGCUGCGGAGAAAUGGUAAGAAAAUGGGAGGGGAUUGUCUCAGAAAAAGGAUCUUGCGAGCUGGAUGUGUGGCCUGAUCUUCAAGGCCUGACGUGUGAUGUGAUCUCUCGAACCGCGUUUGGCAGCAGCUAUGAAGAAGGAAAGAUUAUUUUUGAACUCCAGAAAGAGCAAACCAAGCACUUUAUUGAUGCUGCACGCCAUGUUUAUGUCCCUGGAUGGAGAUUCCUGCCAACCAAGAGGAACAGAAGAAUGAAUGCCAUCCAAAAGGAAGUCAAAUCAUCGAUCCGGGGUAUUAUAGACAAGAGGUUAAAGGCUGUAAAGGAAGGAGAGGCUAACAAAGAUGAUUUGUUAGGCAUAUUGUUGGAAUCUAACAUAGAAGAAAUAAAAAAACAUGGUAAAAAAGAAUCCGGAAUGAGCAUUGAAGAUAUCAUCGAGGAGUGCAAACUGUUCUAUUUUGCAGGACAGGAGACUACUUCCGUGUUGCUAGUUUGGACUAUGAUUCUCCUCAGCAGAUUCCAAGAUUGGCAAACGCGAGCUAGAGAUGAGGUUCUGCACGUUUUUGGCCAGGACGAGACGCUUGAUUUUGAAAAACUAAAUAACCUCAAAGUUGUGACAAUGAUUUUGUAUGAGUCUUUGAGGUUAUAUCCACCAGUACCUGGCCUGAUGAGGAGAAUAGUGGAGGAGACAAAACUUGGGGAAAUAGUUUUGCCUCCAGGGGCAAUGGUGUCAUUACCAAUACAAUUGUUACAUCUUGAUAGUGAGAUAUGGGGUGAAGAUGUUAAGGAUUUCAACCCAGAGAGGUUCAGUGAAGGGAUAAUUGGAGCAACCAAGGGUAAAAACGCUUUCCUUCCAUUUGGCGGAGGGCCUCGAAUAUGUAUUGGCCAAAACUUCGCUUUGGUGGAAGCUAAGAUGGCUAUCACAAUGAUUCUACAACGGUUCUCCUUUGAACGCUCUCCUUCCUAUGCUCAUGCUCCCAUUUCAAUGGGGACCACUCAACCUCAACACGGUGCUCCCCUCAUUAUGCGAAAGCUCUAAUAUGUUACUUAUGUUUAUGACCUUAAGGAUAAAACAAUGUGUUUCUGGAGAUGUGAAUGUACUGUCUCUGUAUAUAGACAGUUGUUUUGAUAUACUCUUUUUUACUUCUUAUUUUCAAGAGAAAUAUGUGUCAUAUCUUAUGCUUUAUUAUUCUACUGCCGUGUAUAAAUAAAAGAGUAAAAGGUGUAGCUUUUGCAAAUCAACUGUUGACCUCCUUCAUACCUACUGCUACCUAAGAAUAAAUAGAUAAACAAAC